Messenger RNA from Solenopsis invicta (red fire ant), 3858 nucleotides. RefSeq lists its product as uncharacterized. NCBI's taxonomy places the organism in Eukaryota, Metazoa, Arthropoda, Insecta, Hymenoptera, Formicidae. The transcript has 8 exons. The record is from RefSeq and is a predicted model, not a curated record. The coding region runs from base 1 to 1953 and encodes 650 amino acids.
AUGUCAACGACACCUUUAAGAAUAGAGGAUGGUAUUCGCCCUCGAGAUUGGCAACCGCGAAAAUCGAGUUAUAAAGUACCUUUGAGAUUGAUGCGAUUAUGUUUGCUGGGAAUGCUUUUGCCGUUUGCAUUCAUUGCCGGACCGCUGUAUCUGCGAUACCGCGUGUACUCCGAACAGUUAUACGCUUUAGCAAUAUCGGAUCAGAGAUUGAUCGAUAACAGAGUAUCCACCAUUUGGUGCCAAAGCCAAGUGAUCAAAGUUAACACCACGUUCAAUGCGUACCUGAUGAGUAACGAGCCAGUAGUUGAAAAGGAAGCAAUACCCAUUUCGAUGACGAGACACCUCGUCAUGGAGGACGACAUGAAGGAGUAUUGGGGAUUUUAUCUCUUGCAUGGCAGUAGUGUCACUGUUUCAGCUUGUGUAAGAUGGCCAGGUGCUUCUUUAACAAUAAUUCGUGGAUACAAGAAUCUGCACGAGUGCGCUUUUAUCGGAGAUGACAGUAGCGAGGAACUCGAGGAACUCGUUGAAAUCGCUAAAGAAGAAGGUCUUCUUGAAGUAAAGAGCACUACGAAGGCUGCACGUCUUAGCAAUAUACCUGACAAAAUGAGACGAGCAGACCAGAAUGUACAUUUUUAUCAGCAAGACAGAACUCUUCGUGUGAACAUUUCUAAAUCAUCUAGACAUCAGGCAGGCAGUCACGAGUUAGACGCUGAGACGAUGCGGAAUAUACUCACCCAAAUUUUAGCCAAAACCAAUUACACAAAAAAAAAGCAGAAAAAGAAUCUGCAUCAUCAUUACGAAGCAGUCUUCAGAGAUAUUACUAAUAUUGAUAAACCAGCGACAAAGCACCCUGUAAAUUUACAAGAUCAGCUUCAGGAAAAGUUAAAAAAUAAAUUUGACAAUAAUAAAAAGAUAUCGGAAAAUACUACAAAAUUCACGCCAUUAUCUUCAAAAAUACUCUCUCUUCCAGAAGAACAGCACAACCACAAAGAAUCUGAGAUCCAACAGAAUUUCACGUUGUCUCCUAGUCUUCAUUCGAAUAUUACAAUGUCGAGCGGGCAAAUGGAGACUAGUACGGCACGGGAAAUCGCGAAAGAGCAAGAGAAAUUGAAAAUCGAACAGACGAAUUCUGAGGAGGUGUUUCAAGAGGUCCUGCGAAAAAUUAAUUCCUUGGGUGACCGCGGUAAACAUAUGUUGCGUAAAUUAAUGGAAACAAUUGACGCGCAAGCCGGCACUAAAGGCGCCACGCUGAAGCAAUUGGUGAACGACACGAUGAACGACAAGACAUUGUCGAGCGAAGCUAAGCGAAAAAGAAAAAGAGAUUUGAUCCUUUCGUCACCGCUUUAUAAGGAAUUAACAGAGGCGGAUGAAGAUGGCGACGCAGCGUUAGAAGAGGGUAUGUUGCAUCCAGAUGGCAUUGCGGAGGAUCGAGGUACUGUAAACGAAACAACCUUGAACGACAGAAGUAACUCCGAGUUCUGGAGCUCGUUCAGCAGUUCCGAAGAACGCCUAUUGGAAUGCAAAGGCCUUAUCCUUAAUUUACCUUUAACACCACAUCGGUUUUGUACACCUAAACACGAAAAUGAUCAUUCUACAGCUUCUUUCGCCAAUACAGUGACAUAUAGAGUACCUCUAAAUGGAUAUUACUUCUUUGUUUUCAAUUCGGAAAACGAAGUUCAACCUAAUUAUGUGAGAGUGAAAUUUGAUCUUUUAAAAACCGUCUACAAUACUUCGAAUCCCGUGCACGAAUGUAAAAACAGCACGACAGAGUGCUCGUUACCAUUUCAAAUAUUCAGCAAUGAAAGAACGGUAUUAGAACUGCCAUUAAGUGGAAAUGAUUCGCAAUGGAAUGAAGAAUAUAUUGGUGUGUCUGAAUGUGAACCAAGAACAAUGGUUUAUACCAUUUGUGUUAUCAUGGUGCCUUUGCUAAUUCUUUGCUUCGCUUUUCACUAGCAGAUUGUGUUAUUGACACUAUUGACAGUAUUCGCGUACAUAAUACACAUAUCAAUUGACGUGAUUAAUAAUAUUGUUAUUGUAUCAAAGUCAUUUGAAAAAGGAAGGAUAAUAACAUAGGCACACAAAAAUAGUGUCAUGUUCGAGAGACUACACCUAUGUAUUUCUAUUUUGACGCCCUGAAACCGAAUAUGAUCUCAGAAUUUCUCCAUCAGAUCAACAUUUUUUUUACACUCAAAAAUUUGCUAAACGUUCCUUAAACUUACACACUAUUCAGCCCGGUAAAAAAAAAUUUUUUUUUUACCGGGCUGAAAAAAAGUCUCUUGGACAUGACACCUUUUUUGUGUGCUUGUGUAAUAAUUUAAUAAUUUUUUGCAACAUUAUUAAUUAAAUUGAUAAUUAAAAAUGUUAAUACUGUCCUUACUUUGUUGUAAGAUAAAGGUAAUUUAAAAAGAAACAUUUUAAUAACGUACAUGUUUGAACAAUAUGUUUAAAAGUAAAUUGUAAAAUAAUGUACAUAUCACUAUAAUAAGGAUGAAUAUUUUUGAGAAUGUAAAUAAUAGUAUUGUGCAAUAUACACGUAAUUCAAUAUUGAUUGUUAAUUUAUUCAAAAUUUCAUUUUCUAUUUUUUUUUAAACUAAGAUUUUCAAAAUACAUAUUUCAUUUAUUGACAUAAUCUUACAAAAAUUUUAAUUAUGUUAUAUUUUACGCUAAUUUUAUUCGCAUAUUAGUGAAAAUUUAAAAUCCUUCCUCAAUUUAAAUAUAAUAAAUAAUAUACAUAUACAUUUUUAAUUUCUCAUUUAAUUGCCUUGUAAAAUUUGGCUCGACCUAGUUUGUAACAUUUAUGAAUCCUUCGACAUGCUGUGAUUGUUUUUUUAAUGUAACCGUGUGUACAGAUUUUAGUUCAAUAUUUCUGUUAUAUAAUUCUAUUAUAGUGUUGUGUCCAUUUUGCCUGGCCGACAACGUCAAAAUGGGUACAACAAUAUAUACAUGUUUAUAAGUAAAACUGUAUAUUUUGGAAAUAAGCGGGUUUCCAGAAUCAAUUAUUCGAUAUUCAAACCAAUUUUGUUAACAUCGAAUAAUUAAUCAUAUGAUUUAAGUAAAAAUAUUUGAUAAAAUUAUUGUGUUACUCAACAUCAAAUAUUUUUAUUUAUAUAAAGCUCAAAAACACAAAAUAGGUUUAACUAUUUUUGUAAGAAUAAUUAAUACGUCUUCAUGACAUGCCGAAUUAAUUUUAUAUACUCAGGAAUCUGUAGAAUUAUUCGAAUUUAUCGAAUAAUUGACCUCACUUGGUAACUGACGAGGAAACUUGCAUACGACGCGAUAUGUAUUAUACGUUGCGAAUACUCGCACGGUUUAGAAAUUUUAUAGUAUUUUGCAUAGUCAUAAAAUUCUAUCUUUUAUAUAAGUCAUGAAAUUUGAAUUCUGCUGUAAACAUAGUUGUUUGUAUAAAAUCCUUUUCACUUUUCAAAUUAGCGAAAAAAGCUGUGAUCAAAAUUCGAUGGUUCUGCGACUUAACUGAAUCAAUUAACUGACAAAUUGCUGAAUUAUAUGUAUUAAAAAUUCGCAGUUAAUCUCAUCGAGACACCAUGAUUAGAAGACGAAACUCUAAUUGUAAAGAGUAGAUUUAAAAAUUAUACUUUUAUUACUAGAGUUAUCAGGUCGAUGUAGUAUAAGUACUGAGAUUACACGUCGCAUAAUCGCUACUGGGCUGUUGCAAAUACUCUAGAUUAUUUGCGAUUCAUAUACGUGCUUCGAGUGAUACAAGGUCGUGAUAUGUUGAGUGAGAUAUCGAUAUCGUGAAGUUUAUUGUUUAAGGCUAAUGAACGAUACAAUUAAAUUGAAAUGUAUUGUUGGACAAUAAAAUUAUUUGUUAAAUUGUAAAUAAAAUGAUUCAUCGAACAA